UUGAGCGAGUGCGGUUGAUUGCGGCGGAUGAAACACGUGUUUUGCUUUCUAAUAAAAAAAAAAAAAAUUGGGGGCCCAAAAGUAGUGAAGCAACAAUUUAUUUGAGUAAAUUCAAGCGGAAAAUGGAUAAUUAAGUAAUUACAAAUUUGUGUGUUUGUCGUUUAUUAUCGUUUUUAAAGUGUUUUAAUCAGUUUUGAACUGUAAAGAAAAAGUGAAAGCAAAGCAAAAGCGCCGCUGUAUUUAUGAAUUGAUUUUUUCUAUUGCGGAUGUGAUCGUGAAAAAAGUGUGUACGUACAAUACGUGUUUGUGUGUUUUCACAGCAAAUUUUUCUGUGCUGCAAUUUGUGCCGUCGUUUCUUGCUUUUUUUAAAUUAAUUUGAUUGGUGCUAAUAAAAUUGUAGCCGACUAAUUAUUUGAACGCUCCCACGAUAAUUUAAGUUGUACUACUAAAUGGAAUCAUUAGGAAUGACCGACCAGCAGCAGUCAAAUAUGGAUUCGGUAAGCGCAAAUUAUGAGGAGAUGCAGCAGAACGAGAUAACCGCAGUUCCACGCUAUGGACUCAAGCUGAAAUUUGACCACGUUUGGCCAGAGAAACGCAAUCAGAAUUUGCGACCAUCGCUGAAGCAAACUUUGCCGCUCGUUCCAUUGGCAUGCAGGUAUUCCGUUUACUAUUGGAAGGUGUCGCGUGAGAAUCGUCGCUGCUAUAUGGACUAUUACUAUAUGGAGAAUGGCAAACAAAUGUAUGGUGUCCCUUUGGGUGGUAUUGGCGGCGGUACCAUCGGCCGUGGAUUUGCCGGUGAAUUUUGUCGGUUUCAAAUGCGUCCUGGCAUGUACGAGUACAACGUGGUGCAGGCGAAUCAAUUUAUUGUGACAAUCAAAGAUGCCAAGGGUUGUACGAUAUUUCAAAGUUUACUUUCGAGAAGUAGCUCCCUCGACAGCAUCAACUCUCAAUGUACAAGUAAUAUGCCCAAUUGCAGCAGUCGUUCCAAGCAACCGCUAAAUGCCUGGCACUCCAACAUCGACGACACGAAAUGCUCAUACACAGGUCUCUAUCCGCGCGCCUGGACCGAAUAUGAUCUCACUGCGUACGGCGUGCGACUGAUUUGUCGUCAGAUUUCGCCCGUCAUACCGCACGACUACAAAGAUUCAUGCCUGCCAUGCGCCGUCUUCGUGUGGUCUGUGGAGAAUGUGUGCGCGGAGGAGCGUAAGGUAUCCAUUACAUUCACCUUCAAGAAUGGUACCGGCACCAAGAAGCAGGAUGCCGAGGGCGGCGCUGAGGCGGUGCUCAUAUCGCAGGGCAAUGUGAAGGGCGUAGGCAUACGACAGAAGAUCGCUGGCAUGCCAUGCACCUAUAAUUUGGGUUGUCGCGUAUUGCCCGAAAUCAGUAUUACACGCUGCACGCAGUUCGAUCCGAGCGGCACGGGAGAGCAGCUAUGGUCCGAUUUGAAGGAGAACGGACAUCUUAGUGAGAAGCAUUGCGAUGAGGCGUUGAAAACCAAGGAUCUCGGUGUUGCUUUAUGCGCACAAGUUGCAGUCAAACCAAAUUCUAGUCAUGAUUUGGAGUUCGUAUUAGUUUGGGAUAUGCCACACAUACAUUUCCCAAAGAAGCACAAAAACUAUACGCGUUACUACACAAAAUAUUUUGAUGCGUCUGGCGAAGCUGGUCCAAAGAUAUGCGAGUAUGCAUUGAAGCACUAUGGCAGCUGGGAGAAAUUGAUUGAUGCUUGGCAGCGUCCUAUACUUAAUGAUGAUGGACUGCCCGACUGGUACAAAUGCGCCAUAUUUAAUCAACUCUAUUAUAUUUCGGAUGGCGGUACAAUUUGGCUUACUUGUGAUUCCUCAUUCGGCAAGGAAUUGAACUAUGAUGACCCCAGGUUGGCUUACGGCCGCUUUGGCUAUUUAGAGGGCCACGAGUACCGCAUGUAUAAUACUUACGAUGUACAUUUUUAUGCUUCGUCAACGCUCUCCCACCUCUGGCCCAAUCUACAGGUGAGCCUACAAUAUGACAUACGCGACGCCAUUGAAGUUGAAUUGCCCGACACGCGUAAAAUGCUUUACGAUGGAAAAAUUCUACCACGCCAUAUUAAAAAUUGUGUACCCCAUGAUCUCGGCGAUCCUGAUGAGGAGCCAUUCACACUCAUUAACUGUUACAAUAUACAUGAUGUGAAUCAUUGGAAGGAUUUGAAUACGAAAUUUAUAUUGCAAGUCUAUCGCGACUAUUAUGUACUGAACGAAUUGGCGCAAGCACAGGCGGAUAAUGCUAGCAAAUUCAGCUCGAUUGAGUUCAUCGAUAAGGAUAGUCUGUAUGAAAUAUAUACGCAGGAUAAUAAGCGCAAGAAUUCGGCGGACGAGAAGCAGCAAAAUCGCAAAUCCGCAUCGUUGUACAUCAAUGAAACGAACGGCAAAGUUUAUCUUAUGGAUGCCAUGGCUUACUUGAAGGCAAUGUAUCCAGCAUGUAAAACAAUUAUGGAGCGUACCAUAGAAUAUGACACAGAUAAUGAUGGACUAAUUGAGAAUACGAAAUCGCCAGAUCAAACGUACGAUACCUGGGUAAUGGAUGGACCUAGCGCCUACUGUGCAGGCCUAUGGCUCGCUGCCUUGCAAACCAUGUCGGUAAUGGCUACGCUGCUGGAUCAGCCCAACGAUUGCCUUCGUUUUCAGGAUAUAUUGGAGAAAGGCAAGCGUUCUUUGGAAGAAAAACUAUGGAAUGGCAGUUAUUACCGUUUCGAUAUGCACAACAAGGACACUAUAAUGGCCGAUCAAUUGUGUGGACAUUGGUAUCUGAAAACAUGUGGAUUCGAUUAUGAAGUCUAUUCAAAGGAGAAUGUACGUGCAGCUUUAAAAGAAAUCUACAAAAAUAAUGUUAUGGGUUUCUACGGCGGCAAUAUUGGUGCAGUCAACGGUUUCAUUGCUAAUUCGGAUCCUGAAAAACCAGGCCACGCCGAUUACACCACUUUACAAAGCGAGGAGGUAUGGCCAGGUGUUACUUUUGCUUUAGCCGCCACUAUGAUACAAGAGGGCAUGUUUGAUGAGGGCUUCCAAACCGCUGGUGGACUCUACAAAACGCUGAGUGAGAGAAUUGGUAUGAAUUUCGAGACGCCAGAAGCGUUAUAUGGUGAAAAGCACUAUCGAUCAAUUGGUUAUAUGAGACCGCUAAGCAUUUGGUCCAUGCAAGUGGCUUGGGAGAGAAGAAAAGCGCUACGUGACUAAAGAAGAGACGACAAAGCAAUUUCAUCCGUUUUAAAUAUAAUGACAUGUUUACAGUUUGAAAGCAUUUUCAGCGUGCAGCUAAUACAGCUGAUAUGAAAACUAAAAGACACAGCAUUAAAGGCAAAAGAAAAUGGUUUUUUUUUCACCAUGUCUCACGGCUCAUAUAACACAAAAUUCAGUGCAAAAAUGUAUGGAUGUAUUGCUACGAAAAAAAGUACAAGUUGUUAAGCUUACUAUAUUUGUAAAUGUCAUAAAUUUGAAAGCAUUUUGUAAAACGUUUUUAAUUUUAAGUGGAUAUUCCCAUUUUGAAAAUAAGCUUAGCUAAGACACGCUUACAAACCAAUGAUUAAGAAAUGAUCUAUGUAACUAGUUGUAGUUGUGAGAGCACAAGAUUUGAUAUUUUUACAGAUGCGAGCAAACUUUGAUUUUGCGAAAGUACAAAAAACGGGAAAUAAAGUCGAACCAAAUUUAAAAAUGCACUUGUUGAGAGCGAGCUUACGAUUAUUUCAUAGUAAAAUUAAUUGUAUGCUUAUAAAAUGUACUGCAUAUGAAUGCAUGUGUUAGGUGUAGCUAGGAUUGUUUGAGAAUCUAAGAGUAAGAAGGAGCUAGCAGCAAGAGCUUUUUGUGGAAUUGCAAUAUAGAUUUUAUUUCAUUCAAAAAAGACACUACUAUGUUUACAAGUUAAAUUUUUUUUAAGCAAAUCUGGGAAACAAAAUUUUAUGAAAGCUACAAAUGGAUGGCACUCCAUCAAAAGUCCUCAAAAUAUGAGGCAAAGACGUUAAUGCCGACUUCACAAUGAAAUGAACUAUUCAAAAUAGGUUCCUUCUGUGGAAGAGUAACUAUCAUUCAUUUGACUUAUAACCGCAGGAUCUAAAGAGAAAAUCAAGUACACUUUUUAGAUGUUUUAUCUUCAGAAUCAACAGUAUAAGUAUUCAGCAUGAGAUAACCAAUCUGUGUAUUAGUAUUAACAAUGAAAGGCAGUGCAAUAAAAUGAUGUGACUGUUUUUAAGAUGGAAAUGCUUGCGCCACUCUUCCGGCCCCAGAACGGGUAUUGCCAUUUUCUUUUAUUAGUUUUAUAUAACAUUUGGUCAACAAAUAAGUGUGUAAUUAAAAGGCUUUAAAUUUAGUUUAAUAAUAAAUUACUCAUUUAAAAAACACUGAAAGGGUAAAUGGCAAAAGCGUGUCUAAAACAAGAAACCUAUUAUUUGUAAAGUAUUAUUUCACAAGUCGGAAACUACCAUUUAGUUUAGUUCCUAUUUCUCUUUAUUUCGACUAUAAAAAUAAUUACUUAACUUUUUAGUUUAAAAAAAAAAUAUAUAUUUUUAAGCAUAUUAGCAUUUAGUUUAGCAUUAAAGCCAGCAAACAAAAAAGAAAACGGCAUUAUCGAAGCACAAAAACUCGUACUACUAGUAGUAAGUGCUAUCUGUUAAUUUUAUAUACAAAACAAAAUGCAUAUUUACCUUCAUACAUACAUACAUACAAAAUGUAUACUGUUGCCUUGUUCAAAACGCUAAUCUUCAAUCAUACACGAAUAUUAUAUGUAUUUAGGUGUGUAUCGGUAAUGAUGCUAAAAGGGGUUCUAAACCAAAAAAAGAUAUUUCAAUCGAGAAAUCAAGGCAAAAAUUAUUUACAAAUAUCUCCAAGAAAAAGUAUUUUUGAACGAAUAGUUGCAGCGAAAAAAGUUAUUUGUGUAUUUAAUCCGUGUAUUGAAAAAAUCGCAUAUUUAUGAUGUUAAAUAAAGAAAAAUAUGUAUUGAAAA
This is a messenger RNA of Rhagoletis pomonella (apple maggot), 4968 nucleotides long. Its product is annotated as non-lysosomal glucosylceramidase. NCBI's taxonomy places the organism in Eukaryota, Metazoa, Arthropoda, Insecta, Diptera, Tephritidae. Gene Ontology annotation, cellular component: membrane. Bases 450 to 3209 code for a protein of 919 amino acids. The transcript has 11 exons. Gene Ontology annotation, biological process: glucosylceramide catabolic process; carbohydrate metabolic process. The record is from RefSeq and is a predicted model, not a curated record. Gene Ontology annotation, molecular function: beta-glucosidase activity; glucosylceramidase activity.